CAUUGAAUAACGCAUCAUGCCCCGUGACGAUAUCGAAUUCAAGACUCGAGACGGAGUCACCCUCCGGGGCUGGUUUUAUACUCCCGAGACGGCGGCCCAAAGUUCGGUACCCCUUCCGUGCAUUCUACUGGCUCCCGGUUUCUCUGCCGUAAAGGAGAUGGGCCUCGAUCGCUUUGCUCGCUACUUUGUUGGAAAAUUACCUGUUUCUUGCGUCGUAUACGACCAGCGGGGCUAUGGUGCUAGCGACAAUGGAGACGGAGAGCCACGUCAAGAGACAAUACCGACACAACAAAUCGAUGACAUGUCAGAUGCUAUUUCAUACGCUCAGUCUCGCAAAGACAUUGAUGAGCAAAAGAUCGCCCUAUGGGGUAGCUCGUAUUGCGGCGGUCAUGUUUUGUCAUUGGCUGCAGUAGACCGCAGAGUCAAGGCGGUCUUGAGCCAAGUUCCGUUUAUCAGUGGGAGCCGUACUUUUGCCAAGAACGACCUCGAGACCAGGAACCGGUUGAAUGAUCUCUUCUCUCAAGAUCGAUUGGCAAGAGCAGAAGGCAAACCGCCAGUUGUAAUUCCAGCUGUGUCCCCAGACGAGUCCGCAUUAUGUGUCAUGCCCACUCGCGAGAGCUACGAAUACUUUACCGACUGGGCGCAAAAGUCACCAUUCAAAAACGAGGUUACUCUGAGGAGCCUUGAGCUUUUGACUCGUUACGAGCCGUAUGAUUUAGUCCCUCGAAUUUCACCUACACCACUACUUCUGACUGUGGGGUCCACGGACGAUGUAACGCCAGUAGAAUUUGCUUUAGAUGCGUUCGAUAGGGCUGGAGAACCAAAGGAACUUCAUAUUUUGGAGGCCUGUGGACAUUUCGAUUCCUACGAUGGGGAGUUGUUCAAUAUAAACAUUAAGAGGCAGGUUGAUUUUUUAAAGCGCAUGUUUCUAGCGUAGGCACAAAGAAGCAGUUCUAGCAAUCUUAGUACGCUAUGUGCAUCAGAAGCUUUGACCAAUGACUAUACGUGCCCUUGAUGUACUCUGAACUAAGUAGCCUUCUAAUGCGUUCCUUAUCCUCGCUGCGUUGUCUCUAAAAAUUCGUAGGGCCCUUCACGUUUCCCUACAAGUUUAUAGAGUUUUUAACAAAUUGUCUACGUUCUGAAGACUAACAUCACUACGUCUUUUUGACUAAGUGCUAAGACAGAGUUGGUUUAGUACUAGAACAACGCCUAACCAAAGGCAGCUUCUAGCCAUCGAAGGGAUAGUAAGAGGCUAUAAGGUAUAUGUGUAAGCUGCUGGAGGGUCCAGUAGGUAUAGCGUUUUCUUCGGGCCGAGGACAGGCCUAGCUGCAGGAAGGAGAUAUCGUCAGG
Molecule: messenger RNA, 1350 nt
Organism: Boeremia exigua
Lineage: Eukaryota; Fungi; Ascomycota; Dothideomycetes; Pleosporales; Didymellaceae
Product: DltD N-terminal domain protein
Exons: 3
Coding region: 17-937 (306 amino acids)
Source: RefSeq, a predicted model, not a curated record